AAAAGAGGUACGUUUGGUGUGGAAAGAGAGUAGUACCAAAGUCUAACGAAAACUACCAGUCUACCAGUAUUCCCGAGCUCCAACGAUCUUCCCACAACCCGGAAUUACCAAAAACCUAAACUACCAAAAUCCUCCAUUUUAAACCUUUUGAGCUCAAUCAACUUCAUCAAUGGCGUCGAAUGGAGCUUCUUCGAAAAUGGAAGAUACUGAAGCUAGUCUUGAGAAGAUUAAACGCCAAUUAGCUUCGAAUUCUGGUCGAAAUCUGUUACAAGGCCCUCUUUAUAAACGAUCUGAAACUUUGAGGAAAUGGAACGAGAGAUGGAUGAUUUUAGAUCCUAGCACUGGGAAAAUGGAAUACAAGUUAAAGCGAAAUGAGCCAAAUGUCAAAGGAACCAUUUUAUUUGAUGCAAGCAGCGCAAUUACCCUGUCUCCUGUGAAUUUCCAUGGACUACCAAAAUAUGAUGGGUGCUGCAUCUAUAUCGGAACCCCGCAGAAGAAAGAUUAUUUCCUUUGUGCAGAAACUCCUGGUGCUGCAAAAGCUUGGGUGUCAACAUUACAUGCGGCUCAGUUGGUCCUAAAGGCUCAUAAAGAAGCUGUGAAUUCAUUAAGUGGAAGUGGCUCUUCUCAACUUGGUACGGUUGCUACUGUUGUUGCUGCUGCAAACUCAACUGCGCUAGAAGCCACAAAAGAAAUAGAAGCAGCAAUGAAGGUUUCUUUGAGAAAUGCUCUGGGAUCAAUGUUGAGCAAACCUCCUGAAGGCCAAAUGGAUGAUACAGCAAUCAUGAAGGAGACUUUACGGGUGAAAGAUGAAGAACUACAGAAUUUAUCACGUGAGCUGCGUGCAAGGGAUUCUGCAAUAAAGGAAUUAACUGAAAAGCUAUCUGAUACUGCUCAAGCUGCAGAGGCUGCUGCAUCUGCAGCUCAUAGAAUGGAUGACCAAAGGAGAAUUGCUUAUGCUGAAAAGGAGCAGCUCAAAGAGGGUUAUGAGAAACAUUUGGAGUCUACUGCAGUUAAGUUGAGAGAAUCUGAAGAGAAGGUUGUGGCUCUAAGUAAAGAAAUAGAUCAACUGAUUAAACUGCGAGAUUCAGCUAUUCAAGAGGCACAUUUAUGGAGAAGCGAACUUGGGAAAGCUAGAGAACGUAAUGUGAUAUUAGAAGCAGCUGUUGUUAGAGCAGAGGAGAAGGUCAGGAUUACAGAAACAGAUUCUGAAGCCAGAAUAAAAGAAGCUGCACAGAAGGAAUCAGCAGCUUUGCAAGAGAAGCAAGAGCUUCUGAAUUAUGUUAAUGCACUACAAAUGCAGCUUCAGAGUGACAGGCAGCAAAUCGACACGAAGCAAGUCUUUGAGAAGGCUGAGACUCGUUCUGACAUGGAAGACACCCGUCCGCUAACUAAGCAUGUGGACUCAUCUGAUGAGAAUGUUGACAAAGCAUGUUUAAGUGUCUCAAAAACAGUUCCUGUCGCCGAGGAUGGUGCUGUUUGCUUAUUAGAAGCAGACCAAGGUAAUGAGCACCCGAUUGGUGAUGGUCAAUGGAAUGAUAUCCAAGCUACAGAAUCAAGAAUAGCCGAUGUAAGAGAAGUUGCCCCUGAUUCAGAGGGAAGAAGCUUAGACAUUUCUGUAGCCAGCUCGCCGUUAAAUGAUCAGCAAGAGUAAGGAGGCUCCUAUCCUCAAGAUCGACAAUGAAACAUCCAAGGGUAAAAGGUAGAAAUUUACUAGCUGUUUGAAUUACUUUAAAGCAGUUUGUGAUGUACAUGAAAGCGACGACAGGAGCUCCUUCCAUUGCAGGAACUCUGGAAUUAACGAUUGUAAUUCUUGUAGAAAUGCGAGGUGCUGAAUAUAGCGAGUUUUCCUGGGAUAGAACAAGAUUUGAUAUGGUUUACAUCUUGUUGAGAUGGAUGAAACUUUAUGAAACCUUGCCCGAGGAUGAGAAAUUUGUACAACUCAUCUCAGAAUUUCAUUAAUCACUUUAUUACAAAGUUUUCAAUAGGAUAAAUCUUAUAAUCUUAUGCGUGGUUUAUUCGAAGUCAGUGGUGUUGAUGAAAU
Molecule: messenger RNA, 2041 nt
Organism: Chenopodium quinoa (quinoa)
Lineage: Eukaryota; Viridiplantae; Streptophyta; Magnoliopsida; Caryophyllales; Amaranthaceae
Product: switch-associated protein 70-like
Exons: 10
Coding region: 170-1651 (493 amino acids)
Biological process (GO): retrograde transport, endosome to Golgi; endosome organization; receptor recycling
Cellular component (GO): early endosome; trans-Golgi network; recycling endosome
Source: RefSeq, a predicted model, not a curated record